GGUUAAACAAAAAGGCUGGUAAAACAAAAUAAAGAAAAUUCUUUCAGGUGUGUUUACUUCCCACUAAAUCCCCAUCCAUAUGGAUUACUAUGAGAGACAAUCAGACACUUACUGCGAAACUCGCCACGCCCCCUUUUGAGGAACGCCAUUUUGUUGACACACAGACAGACGAGAGUCCAAAUAAGCUUCUUUCGUGCUUUAAAAAAACACACACGCGUGAUCGUGACAUGCGGCGCAUGUAAAGACGAAAUGUGCACACAGUCCCGAUAACAGCGCCUUUAGGUUCAAAUUAGCGCUGUGCCGGCGCUAUGAAACGGCACGUCGGAAGUACCCGGGUCACCCAUUUCGGCAUCAAACUCGCCUCGAUUGACGUCACCGAGCCAUCUUUGUCCGCCUUAAUCCGGGCGUCUGUUUAUUGCGCCUUCAUUACUCCACGGACCCCCUGACAGCGCCGGGCUCCAGUUCAGCCUGCAGGUGCAGCAUCGCCGUGUAGAAAUAGGAAGAGUUGGUAGAAAGGUUUUUUUAUUAACUUUGUGUGUAGUCGCAAAGGGGAAGACAUAUCUCAGCGGCAGAGACAAGCCAGUGCUCCUCCUCGGCUAUAUAGGCAGGGAAACGGCACAAUAAGCAACCAAAGGGUGCCAGAGGGUAGAGAGGAGCGCAGAAGGCAAUCCACAUCAGUCUGCCAGCCACUUAGUCCGCGCUAACAUUUCCAGUCCGGAUUUCAGCACAGCUGUCCAGCCAACACUACCAGGAACAUGUCUGCCCCAGCUGGAGCCCCUGCAGAUGGAGCGAAUCAACCCCCCAACCUCACCAGCAACCGUCGUCUGCAGCAGACACAGGCACAAGUGGAUGAGGUGGUGGAUAUCAUGCGUGUAAACGUGGAUAAGGUUCUGGAGCGUGAUCAGAAGCUGUCAGAACUGGACGAUAGGGCUGACGCCCUGCAGGCUGGAGCCUCUCAGUUUGAGACCAGCGCUGCAAAACUGAAGAAUAAAUACUGGUGGAAGAAUGCCAAGAUGAUGAUUAUCCUGGGUGUGAUAUGCGUGAUUAUCCUCAUCGUCAUUAUUGUGUACUUCAGCACCUAAGAAGAGUUGCUCCUACCCCAGUCUACUCCUUCCUUGCUACAGAAAAAAAAAACUCAAAUUGAUUACAACAUUAACCAUUAUCAUUAAUUUAUUAUAUAUAUCUCUUGAUUAGCCUCGAUAUAUAACGCCCCUAAACCUUCAGGGCCCCAUGGCUCCCCCACUUCCACAACCUCGCCUCUGGACCCCUGUCAAUAUUUGUCCUGUGAGUGUGUGGCCCUGUCUCCUUUCUGGGUACUCGUGGCUUUUCUAACCUGCCACACUGAGAACCAAACACUUGUGACGAAGCAACAACAGAAAAGGAAGCAACAAUUGCCGAUAAUUGUUACAUAACUGAUAUAUAUAUAUAUAGUUCUUUGUAGAGUUUUAUUCUGAUAUAUAUACUGUUUUGUAGGUGUGUGUGCGUGUGUGUGCAUUUUGUAUUUUUUGUAUUAAUUUUACGUAUGCGUCAGCGUUAACUACUGCCUAUUAAUCAAAGUGUGUAUCUUGCAUGUUAUCAUCAUCGGUCUGUCCCCCUGCUUACUCUCUCUUUUCGAUGUAUUUUUGCAGAGUGGAGUUAGUUUCUGAGUUUCGGCCGGUUACUCUCGUCCACUGAGAAAGUCCAAAAUAAGCCAGAGAGCUAAAACUUGUACAAAAAAAGAUGUCAAGUUAUAAAGAUUUGAGCUACUACACAGACAAAACUUCCCCUGAGAAUGCCCCAGGUUUCUCUUACCUCAGCUCCAAAUUUCUAUAACUUGACGCCAUCAAGGAGUUCAAGUCUUGGCUUCUUUGCUGGCUUUCUGAAAGAGUUCAUGCUCACUCAUAUUGAUCAGACAUACAAAUAAUGCAUGAAUCGUGAAACUAAUUCCUAGUAAUUGUUUUCCAGCCCUCUUCAUCGGAUACUCCCAGUAUGUUUCAUUUCUCUUUCUCCAUUUCACACUUCUGUCAGCAUGCUUGAACACCUCAAUUUCUUCUGCUAAGUUCUAAAACUGCCAUAGUACAGUCGGACCAAUGUCUGUAGAUGUUUCUUUUUUAUUUCAAUAUUACGUAGUGUCUUAUUUCGAAAACAUUCCUUCAUUGCAGUCUAGUGCAAAUGGUCUUACCGUAGCACAUGUAAGUGUAAGUAUCUUUAAAAAAAAAAAAAAAUACAAGCAAUGAAACUUGUGUCGAAAACGUCGAUCAUACAAACCUUAAGAGAAAAUAGUUAAUGGCUUUAAGGGUUCGUUUUAAAUAGACAGGAUUAGACUUUCAAUCUGUCUAAAUAAUUUUCUUUUGUAAUUAGGGUGUUGUUAUCUUAAUGUUACACGUAGGCUACAGUAUACUGUGGAGAUGUCAUUCAUGUCAAACUGUGGAUAUGGGCUUAAAAAAAAAAAAUUUCUCAUGCAUAAAAUGGGGCCGUUGCAUAAAUUGUUGAAUUUCCAUAAAGCAAAGGUUCAUUCUUCCUGGCCCGUUACGUACAUGGACCCUGAAAAGCCUUAGUCUCCAGUCACUUCUAUUAGUUACCGUAGAAUAUAUCCAGUCAAACCCGCCCUCACACUUUAGUGUGUGCAGGGGGAGUGGCUGACUGCAGAAAAAAAGGAAUCUGUUUAAAAUGCACAAACAACCUUGUUUUUGAUGGCGCUGUCUGGCUGGUCAAUAGACUGGCCAAAGGAGAUCCUCAUGCAGCGAAACCUCUCUACACGAAGAGCACAUAAAAAGAAAAAGACAUAAUUCAGCCUUAUUUGCAAAUCCAGGGACAGGGGCUAAUGAGGACAAUGUCAAAUACACAGUGGAGUUUUUUUGAUCAGCAACUUUGGGGUAAGCUCAGAAAUGUACUGUCAAAGGUGACAAGAAGCACGAGAAGCAAUUAUUCAAAAGUAGUAGCGCGCCGAAAGAGGAGUGUCUUUGCCAGCGCGGUGGUUCUGUCUCAGUGUUUCUCCCUCUAGUUAAGGCCUUUUUUCUUUUUUUAAAUAUAAUAGAUUCUAUUUUUAUUAUAGUAUAUUUUUGUGUGAAACAGACAGGUAAAGAGGAAGUGUGCAAUCAGUACUAUUUGCUGCCAACAGCAGUGAGUUCCUCUUUACCUCAGUCUGGUGUGUUUUUUGUAAUUCAGCUCUGUGCGUUACACACUGCCAAGCAACAAGGGAGAGGCUUCUAUUCUUAUUGCAGAUUUCUUUCAUCGGUGCCCGAGCUGGUUUGGUCUUAAAACAUUUCUUAACAUGUUUCUGGCAUCUUCUCCUGUGUGUACUACUUUUGGCUACUUUAUGAGCAGGAGAGCAGGGCAACAUGAUGCACUUGUUGGUUUUCUUCAGUCAAACUAAGGCCCUGUGCACAUGAACACGAGAUGACAGAGACCUUCAAAUUAAAUCUUCUUGAUUUGAGACUAUUUUACUUUCACCUCUGAAAGUUCUCUAUUCACUGAGUUGUUGCCUGUGCAGGCUUGCAUUAAUAAAUGCUGAACGGGAAGCAACGCAACUCAACUAUACAAAAGAAUUAGCACAUUUUCUUAUAUAGAAGGCUGGAAAGACCACAAAGCCACCCACGAUAUUUCAGUGUCUAAAGCCUUAGUAGCCUUGUCUCUUUUCAACAUGACUUUUUAUCUUCUCCACCAGCUGAGUAAACCAACUUGCCCCACUUUGCUCAACCCACUGAUUCAAGAUCCUAUAGUGUGUGUGUGUGUCACUGUCGGCGCAGGUGCAUCAAUGUGUGUAUGUGUAUGUGUAUAGCUCUGUUUUGGGAAUAUCCCCAGUUUAUCCCGACAGAUUAGGACGUUUAAAUCUCAGAGUGAGGGCAAGUUGUUUCCUUGACCACCGAAGUACACGAGCAGACAGGUUACAGAUCUGCCGGCCAGUUCUAAUAAGGAAGGGCCCGAACCUUAACAAACCUCCUCCCCUUCCCAUGUUUUCUUCCAAACAGAGCAAAAGUAAACUGCAGAAGAUUACUACCAAAGACCAGAUUUCCAUGCUUAAGCUGUCAAUUGCCAUCAAAAACAAGUGGAGAGAAACUGGUUAUCCAAACUAUCCAAGUCUGUUUUAAAUAUCCGUACCCUAUUUAUCCACAGAUAACAGGACCUUUUAACUUUCGCACACUAUUCAUAUGGUGUGUCAGUUUGGCUAGUGAGUGUGUGCCAUUCUAACAUAUGCAAGUUGAACCAAAACAUGAGGGCCGCGUGCUUCAAAUCUCAAACACAGCCUGGCCCAGCGGGCGCAUCUGGGUCUGAAGAGCCUCUUUAAUCUAAAACAAGUUUCAAGACACAAGAUCCUAGAACUAAUAAUAGCACAACUCUUCUUUUUUUGUCUCCAUAGUGCUGCGAGUUCUAAAAUGAAAAGACAUUAAACAAACUAUAUGCUAUCAAAAAUAACUGAGAAAAACGUUCUAAAUGUUUGCAUUGUUUGGUGUUGUAAUAUGGGGGUGUUUUGGGGGGUAGGGGGUCCUAUAUCCUCAGGUUUAAGGUAUUAGCAAUUUACCAAAAUAUAUGAGGACAAAACUAUAUAAGCAAAGUAUAACAUUGGGUUUUUGGCAAUAUAAAAUCUCUAUAGGGUUACAAAUGUGGUCCUUUUAGCCAGCCUGCAGGAGUUAACCACACAGUGGGCUGAAGUGAAGUAUAACACUACUGAUUGGGGUAGGACUUCUGUGUUGUCCAUAAAUCCGUUGUAAGUGCUCAACUAAUUUGGUCCCGAUGGUGAAAAUGAAGUGAGUGCUCUCUUUUUUCCGUUUCUUUACUGUCUGUAUAAAAAGGAGUGUGUAUAUUUUAACACUGUGGCACUUUUUUCUGUUGUGAUUCAAUCAUUUUGGUGGGAUGGAAACAUAAUUCGGGGGGGGGUGGAAUAUUGUUUUAUGUCAACCAUGUGAAUUGUUCAGCGACCUCAAUUUAAACGCUGUGUUCAGGUUAUUUGGGGGUGAUCCAAAAAAUGCACACAUUCCAGGUUUGAAAUAUAACUUGUGAACUUAAGCAGAAAUGAGAAAAUAGACCAACAAAAAAUCCAAUCGUUCAACAAAGCAUUGCCUAAUAGGUUUCAGAGCAGAGAAUGUUCCCCAACGUUUAUUUUCACCCCCAAAUGAGAUGAAUGCAGCAAUAGGAGGGAACCUUUUGAGUCUCUGGAUGGUUAUACUAGUACAAUAUUCUUCUUAAUGUAUGUUUGUAUUUUCUGACCAACUAUUGUGUUUUUCUUUUGCAUCAAUUUAGUAAUAACUCCAGAUGUCACUGAAUUGUUUGUAUGUAAGCACUGACGGGUAAAGGUAAAGAAAAGGGAGGUUAAUGGGGGGGGAAAGUAUUUUUACCUUCAAUUGUCCAGAAUGAUUCUAAAGUUUACAUCAGAUGGCCGUUUGUAUCUACAAGAUAUAUUUUUUGUUUAAAUCUGUUUUAUUUUUGAGGAUAGAUUUAGAUUUCUCUUUGGGACUGGGGUUUCAGGGAUGAAGGCCCGUAUUGCCCCUGGUCAUCUGGCCUUACAGGAGGGACAAGACUGGAGGAUCAUGGGCAAUGUGCUCAGUUUAAUCUUACUUUUUGUUUUGUUUUCCUUUGCUCUUAUUUAUUGAUAGAUUUAUUGUGCUGUCAUUUGGUAUGGGAUUAGAAACUAAAUGUAAAGAAAAAGGAGACUGAAUGAAUAACUGAAGUACAUAAAAUAAUUGUCGUGUAAAUCUAUCAAUGUCUUAUUAUAUUGAUGAACAUCAUGAAAUAUAUGUAUAUUGGAAAACAGUA
Molecule: messenger RNA, 5733 nt
Organism: Pseudoliparis swirei
Lineage: Eukaryota; Metazoa; Chordata; Actinopteri; Perciformes; Liparidae
Gene: vamp2
Product: vesicle-associated membrane protein 2
Exons: 5
Coding region: 756-1082 (108 amino acids)
Biological process (GO): vesicle-mediated transport; SNARE complex assembly; vesicle fusion
Cellular component (GO): SNARE complex; plasma membrane
Molecular function (GO): SNAP receptor activity; syntaxin-1 binding
Source: RefSeq, a predicted model, not a curated record